Messenger RNA from Nipponia nippon (crested ibis), 1594 nucleotides. NCBI's taxonomy places the organism in Eukaryota, Metazoa, Chordata, Aves, Pelecaniformes, Threskiornithidae. The record is from RefSeq and is a predicted model, not a curated record.
AUGUGCAGGAGCGGGCCGCAGGCGUUGCGGGGACCCCCGGGCUGGGGCCGGGAACGAGGGCUGCGCACCAGCGUGGACCCUCCGGUCACAUUAGGGCAUCAGUUUCUAGUGCUGGUGACCACGUUCGCUAGAAGUAAACUGAAAGGUAUGUGUGAAAAAUCGGACUGCGAGGAGGCCUGGGCAUCGGGGAGGGGGGUGCUGGCGCACCAGCCCCCUGCCAGCCCCUGGGGCGCAGGGGCCACCUUUCCGCUGCGCCUGGCAGCCCCGGCUGCCGUUCACAGCGGGCUCCCGGCAGGGUGGCAGCAGGAGCGGUCCCGGCAGAAGGAGCUGCAGCCGCCAGACCUGGAGGGGCUGUGGGCGAUCCUCCCACGCCAGCCCCCGCCGCCGGCGCUCUCCCGGCCCCGAGCGUCGGGCGCGGAGCCGCGCUGCCGCGGAAGCAGCCUGCGCCCCGCACGGCCCCCGCCCCAGCACCGCGCACCGGUGCGGGCAGAGGGCGCGGGUAACGCAGCUUUCCCCGCUACCUCCGACAUGCCUGUUCGGCCAUUGCGUUUCCUACCGCUGCCUUUCUUCACGGGUGCGGGAACACAGGCCCAAGCCCGAAGGCGGCUGGGCGGGACCCAGGAGCUCCCCAGCGCCCUGGGGUGCGGCCACACCUCGGGGAGCCCUGGUCCCCGCCGAGGCCCUGGGGCGCUCGGCCUGGAGGAGCGUCCUCCGGUGCUGUCUCUCCCUCUCCCCUUCCCAGUGGCCUCCUUUGCAGCCCAAAGCCAACUACGAUUUCAUUUUGAUGACAUUAAAGCAUGGUAUAUCAAAAGUGCAUCCAGCUUAGCUCCUAGGAAGGCCCCGGAACAUAGGCUUACACUACAGUCCCAUCCCACGUCAAGGCAGAGAAAGUCUAAAACCUACAUCUUCUCCAUCCGCUUCUUAUUGCAGCAAAUCUUACCAGGACAUCUAAUGGGGAAAAAGAGCACUGGAGAUUUUCCUUACGUUUAUGAAGAAGAAAACAAGACCCCGUUUUCAGCAUUACCUGAAAAUAUCAAGCAGCUGGAAGACUAUCUGCAGUGGGAAGAAAUCUCAAAAUCUUUGCUACGGCUGCUGGAAGGGAAUGAAAAUAAAAGUGCUCACUUUUUGAAAGGAGGGCUUCCCUGGUCUGCCAGGAACACCUGGGAGACAGAUGACAAUAGCAGCUGGAAAGACAUGAUGGACUAUCUGCUUCAAGUUGUGAAUAUGAAAGAGAGCACUCCAAGCUGAAAGAAGGUCUCUAAAUCACGAAGAAAUUGAAUACUUUCUGUAAGAGACUAUAUUUCACAAGCACUUGAUUGUAUCAGAUAAUCAACAAGGUCUCUUUUCUGUAAACAAGAUUUCCUUUGUGUAAAAUAUCUAAAUACACAUAUUCUUGUAUGUUUCAGCAAUGACUAAACUCUCUACUUCAUUUUCAAGGUUGCUUUUUCUCACUUGAAUGGCUUUGAUAUAUCUAUAAUUGUCACGGAAGGGUCUUCCAAUUAAUUAUAUGACUUACCUAUCUAAUCAGUUCAUCUCUCAGUUCAAAACUACAUGACAUUUCAACGUUCACAAUAAAUAGUACUAAUAAAAAGGC